This is a messenger RNA of Grosmannia clavigera kw1407, 3285 nucleotides long. RefSeq names its product garp complex component. Lineage: Eukaryota; Fungi; Ascomycota; Sordariomycetes; Ophiostomatales; Ophiostomataceae. The transcript is spliced from 5 exons. Gene Ontology annotation, biological process: Golgi to vacuole transport; retrograde transport, endosome to Golgi. Gene Ontology annotation, molecular function: syntaxin binding. Bases 1 to 3285 code for a protein of 1094 amino acids. Gene Ontology annotation, cellular component: GARP complex. The record is from RefSeq and is a predicted model, not a curated record.
AUGUUCUCGGGUUCUGAGGGACGGAAGUCUGUCGACAGCCUGUCGUCGCUGUCGAGCAUAACCCACAAAGCAGACUUCCCUUUCCACAGGUACUUUGCGCCUCCGGCCAUCCUGUGGUCAUCCCCGGACCUCAUGCCACCCAUCGUUCGGACCGGCCUUCAGCCGCACACAUCCGCCCCGGCGCAUAGCACUCACAAGCCUCCGACAGCCAGAGACAUACCCCCUGUGACUCUCACGAACAUUGCCCACGUCGAGUCAUCCGAGUUUGCCGAGUACCUCACCCAGGUGGGUGCACUGCACGAGCAACUACGAAGAGUAAAAGAGAGCGAAGAAGAGCAGGCAAGUUCUGGUGGAACACCUCGGAGGAACAACAGCAAAGAUGACCUUCGCGACACAUUGAGUGAUGGGUAUCUGCGUCCGGGCGGAAAGCGGCCGUCUAGAAGACUCUCUGUUUCUUCCAUAUCGUCCGUCACGUUGGCCGAAGCGCCCAGUCCUUCUAAAAGAAACCCGAGCAACAGCAGAAGGGGUGUCCAAGGCCCACCACCCUUGUCGACCAUUCCCAAUGUCUACUUCGACGACGACUUCCACCUGGAGAAUCCCCGGACAUUUGACAUCGUUAGCGAACGGUCUGAGGUUGUGCCGUCUGCUCCGACGACAGGCAACGAGAGAAGUGGUCUGAAUGGCAAUAGCACAUCGAUUGUGGCACCCGUACCUCGAAAGGCUCUGGCCACGAACGCAAUAUUGCAGGAGAAGCUAUCAUGGUACAUGGACACGGUCGAAUUGCACCUGAUCUCAUCCAUCUCCACGGCAUCGACUGCCUUCUUUACGGCCCUCGGCGCUCUCAAAGAACUGCACACCGAGGCUGCAGGCUCUGUGGAUAGGAUACAGGCGCUGCGGAAGGAGCUUGGUGCUCUGGACCAUGACAUUGCGACCCGCGGCCUGGAAAUCGUCCAGCAACAGCACCGGCGCCAGAACAUACAACAGUUCCACGCGGCUGUGAUGCAGCUAAAAGACAUCGUAGAUGACGUGGCAGCAUGCGAAGCACUUGUUGACGAUAAUGAGGUGGACAAAGCACUAGACAGUAUCGAUGCCUUGGAGAUGCUCAUUGCUGGUGAGCAGGACCCAAAGAAGCAGCAACAACGGCCGUAUCCGCUUCGAGACCUGCGGGGUGCGACAGCCUUGCAGGGCGUCAAUGACGACAUCACAGCUCUGCGACUCCGGAUUGGCAAGGCAUACGAGAUCAAGUUUGUGUCCGUCCUGCUCAAAGAUCUUCGGAACCACACAGAGACAGUGCCGCGCCCAGAAGUGCUUAUGCGGUGGAGCACGACCGAUGAUCUCCGGGCAGAGCUCCUCCCCAUCCUCGCGGGCCUUUACAGGGCCAAACAUAUUGCCGCUGCUUCGCUUGUGUUCCGAGAGACGGUUUUACGGGAGAUUAAGAAUCUGGUCCGGAGGCCACUGCCGAGCUCAAGCGACGACGACAACGAGUCGAUGAUGUCGUCUUCAACGCUAAGCAGCAGCAGGCGCUUAUCUCACGCGGAGAAAUCGUCUAUUCUUGCUCGCAACCUUCGGGCACUUGGUCCCGAAGAUGCCGAAGAGCUGCUGAUGAGGAUAUACAUCGGCGUAGCAGAGACACUGAGACGACUGACUACGCAGUUGAAAGUGCUGCUUGACGUCGCCAGCUCUGUUGGCGAUGACAUCCUGGAUCCCGACGCACCGCUCAAGUCGCCGCCAUUCAGCCCUUCAGGCCGCCAGAUGCCGCCGCCCAUGUCGGACGCUGGCAUGGAGGCUCAGGCAGAACUCCACCGGACUCUGGACAUGGGCAAUCUGCUCGGCCAGUCCAUCGACGCGGCACAGGACAAGGUGAUCCGGGUUCUACGUGUCCGUGCAGAGCAGAGCUCGCACCUGUCGUUCCAAUGGUUCCUCCGCUACUUCGCGCUCAACCUGCACUUUGCCAACGAGUGCGAGGGCAUCUCUGGACGUAGCGGUCUUGCACUCAAGACUGAAGUGAACGGGCACGUCAAGGACUUUGUGCAGUACCACGGCGACUCACAGAUGCAGAAGCUGGCGCAGGGAAUGGACCAGGACCAGUGGGCAGCACGAGACUUUUCGGAGAAAGACACGAAGCUGCUGCAACAGAUCCUGGAUGCCAGCACCAAGGAUGUCGAGGAGUGGACAGAAGACGUCAUGAUCUGGACGCCGUACCCGACCGACGACGAGAACGACGGGGAGACGAGGCGGCCCUUGUCACUGGUGCAAUACCUACAGCUGUUCAACUCGCGUUGCACGCAGCUGAUCUUGGGCGCCGGAGCCACACGGUCCGCGGGUCUGAAGAACAUCACCACACGACACCUGGCGGUUGCAUCGCAGUCGCUGGCCUUCAUUGCCACGGUCAUACCCUACGUCCGAGAGUUUGUGCGGCGCCGUGCCGGCUCGAGCAGCAGCAGCAACGGCAGUACUGCACAAAACGUCAUGGGUGAGUUUGACAAGGUGCGGCGGCUCUACCAGGAGCACCAGAACAGCAUAUACGACAAGCUGGUGGAGAUCAUGGGGGGACGCGCGCAGGCGCAUGCCAGGACCAUGCGUAGCAUUGACUGGGACGCAUCUGCCCCCAAUAGCACAACGGUGCAUGCAUAUAUGGAUACGCUUGUCAAGGAGACCACCACUCUGCACCGCAACCUGGCCAAGACGCUUCCUGAGGGAACGGUACGAUUCAUCAUGACGUCUGUGUUUGCCGAGUAUAAGGAGCAGCUGGGUGGUGUGCUCCGGGGAUCAGAUGUCAAGACGGCAGCAGGCCGCGACAGCAUGCUACAUGAUGUAGAAAGCUUACAGACGCGCCUGGGCAAGCUUGACGGGUUUGGCGAUGUCGGCAGCUUCCUCAAAGAGAUCAUUGAAAGCAAGAAGAUCAAGGUUCCCAGUCCACCUCCAAAGCUACCAGCGAAGGAGCCAGAGCCAAAGCCAGUCGCAGCGAGCGAGGUGAAAGAGGGGAAGAAAGAGGAGCCCGGGGAACCCAGAGAUCCCAAGGAGCUCGAAGAGGAGAAGAAAGAAGACGGAUCCCAAGCGAAGGCGUCUUCGACGCGGGACGGAUAUCUUCAGCCUCCGUCAGCUCCGCCGAAAGACGUUAAGACGGCCGUUGGCAUGGUUGCCACGAGCGAUGCGGCCAAGGCAGCGGAAGAGCCAUCCGCAGACAGCACAAAUGGUGAAACCAACAAUAAUAAUAACGGUGAUGAGGUCCGUCAAACAAGCGAAAGCAUGUCAGAGGAACAGAGGAAGAGCGAGGACAAAUAG